Messenger RNA from Penicilliopsis zonata CBS 506.65, 2628 nucleotides. RefSeq lists its product as hypothetical. The transcript has 2 exons. The record is from RefSeq and is a predicted model, not a curated record. Lineage: Eukaryota; Fungi; Ascomycota; Eurotiomycetes; Eurotiales; Aspergillaceae. Gene Ontology annotation, biological process: negative regulation of MAPK cascade; protein dephosphorylation. The coding region runs from base 218 to 2416 and encodes 732 amino acids. Gene Ontology annotation, cellular component: cytoplasm; cytosol; nucleus. Gene Ontology annotation, molecular function: protein tyrosine/threonine phosphatase activity; MAP kinase tyrosine/serine/threonine phosphatase activity.
ACCUCCCUUCUCGCCAUUUGCGCAGGUAGCAAGUGCACCACCCUCACCACCAUCCUCACCACCAUCGCCACCCGUCCCCGGUCGGUCUCGGUACGAAUGCGAUCUUCAUAGCUACUGUUCUGUCUCUUUUACGCCCACCUACUUGUCCGUCCCUCCCGACGAGCUGGAAAGGGCCUCCCCUUCCAAACGUCGCUCGGCUUCAGGGUUCCGGUCCGCCAUGCCAGUACAAACCAGUCCCCCGUCCCUGUCGGACUCCUUCCCGUCAUUUAUGUCGGUCUUUGGUGCUGGGCGAGCCUUGACCUACGCCGAUUCCGAGGGGGACCGUCACCAUCAUCUUCAGCGGCAGGGCCCUGCCAAAUCGUCGAGGCGCUUCCGUCGUUUUGUCCAUCGCGAGAGUGUCUCCUCCAUCACCUCCGAGUCUACUGAGUCCUCGCCUACUACCACCGUCUCCACCUUUGAUUCCCCUCUGCUCGCCGACAUUACUCCUGGCUCCUCUCCCGAAUCCCCUUCCGCCAUGCCCCCUUCGUAUCCCAAGUUCGUGCCACCGUCGGCGUCGGUCGAUUCCGUGAGACGGUCGUCGGCCGACGCGUCAUUGGCACUCCCGUCUACCACCACCUCGAAACGGGCCGACUCCCCUGGCCGGCGCGCGCGCAACCUCAAGAAUCUGUCGCUACGCAUGCCCGCUCCAUCGCCGUCGCGGCCCGCCAUUGCCACCGCCUCGAUCGUCGAAACAGGCAGCUUGCAUCAUCAUAUGUCCGCUCCCCCUUCGCCUACCCUCCUACAGACGGCCAAGCCCGCCCGUCGGCGGCCCGCCAACCUAACCAUUCGCACCCCGGGCCUGGACCGCCCGUUCUCCAGCAAUAUCCUCGAGGUGGUGCCGCCCACCCCCGGCGAUAGUCACCAGUUCCUACGUCAUACCGAAUCCUCACCGUCCCUGGUCUCUGUCUUCUCCCCUUCCUUUGCUCCUCGGGGCGGUAUGCAGCUACCUCGACCCAUGACGCACCAUGGCGCGCGUCGCCCAUCGGCAACCUCUGUGGAUAGCUUUUCCACGUUACCUUCGGUCUCCGACGAGAAUUCUAUAGCCGGUAGCGUUGUAGGUGGUGCUAAUGCUAGUGUUGGUGCUGGUGCCGGUGCCGGUGCCGCCGGCGGCGGCGGCGAGAUUCUUCACGAGCUUGAUGAAGAAGACGAUCAUCUGGAUUCGCGCGAGUCCAGUCGGAAAAAUGAACGUGGCUAUCCUGACGGGCCGAUCCUCAUCUACGACGAAGGGUUGUAUCUGUACCUGGAGCCCACUCGGGCAGAGGCCGCCGCGUUUGACGUUGUGAUCAAUGUGGCCAAGGAAGUGGUCAACCCGUUUGGUGGCCAGAAGAAGAGUGAUACGGUGGUCAGCACUUGGCGGAGUGUCUCGUCUCCUGCACUGUCGGAACCUCCCACAGCGCAGUCGCAGACGUCGUUCCAGUCCGCCAUGGAGUACCUGGACCCGAAGAGUCCAGUAGUUACCAAUGACCACUCGUCGCCGACAACGCCCGAGUACUUCCAUGUGGGAUGGGACCACAAUUCCGAAAUCCUCGAGGAUCUGCAUUCGUUGUGUGAACUCAUUGAUUCCCGGCUCGCGCAGAGAAAGAAGGUUCUGAUACAUUGUCAACUUGGUGCCAGCCGCUCCGCCUCCCUGGUCAUCGCCUACGGUCUGUACAAGAACCGCCACCUGGACUUCAAUGCCAUGUACGGGAUCGUCAAGGCCCGCAGUCGCUGGGUGGGACCAAACAUGAGUCUUAUCUAUCAACUGACCGACUUUCGGUUACGAUUGACCCGUUCUUCAUCAUCGGCGGAGGCCUUGUCGGAGAUGGCGGAGAUGACGGAGACACCGCCUUCGCCUCCCUCUUCUCUUCCCCCCAAAUCUAUGCUUCUCAGUCCUACGCGCUUCUCAGAAGAUACGGAGAGCCAGCGAGACUCGUCGAUCAUCUUCUCACACACCUCCUCCACCAGCUCUCUGUCUACGCCGUUCUUCGAUCCAUCUGCCCCUCCAUCUGCGCAGAGUUUGGGAUUCUCCAAGUCCUCCUCCCAGAAACGCAGCCUGUCUCCCCGACCUUUACCUCUACGACAGCGAAUGCACCCUGGACGCGACUUUGGGGAAGGGAACGAGAGCGAGCCCGGCCGUCCCGAGGCCACCCGUUCCCCGUCUCGAAGGGAUACUCUCGAGUCGGAAGCUCCUCCGGUACCGUCGCCGCCGCUCUUCUCCCCCCGGACGACUGGCUUCCUGGCCCCAUCGAUCAAUCAGUCGCGCUCCUUGCUCGGCGGGUUGAUGGCCGUGAGACCUGCUGAACCGCCGCUUGGGUUCGCUUCGCAGGCCGCCGAUCCGCGAUCACCGCCGGCGGCGAUGGAGCGAUUGAUCAUGAGAAACAUUGAUGAAUUCCUGUAGCUGGUUUUUUUGUAUGAUUAUACCAGCCGGGGUUGUGCACGGCACAUGUCUUAUCUACAUUCCUUCACUCACCUCGACCAGAGUUGGAUCGUCUUUGAUUCUUUUUUUUCUUUUUCUCUUUUUCAUCAUUUAUUACCUACCCUCUUUCGAGUCCCUCCAUGGACCGAAACCUCUUCCAUCGAUGACCUCGUCUCGACCUUCCAUUCUAUGAA